AUGUAUUGCCAAUGGCGUAUACACUGCUUUCGAGCACCCUUGAGAAGAUUUGCAUCUCAAGCUGACCAGGAUAUACAACUAGCCAGAGAUUGGCUCAAAACCCUCAAUUCCAAGACCAUCCCCCGCAACAUCUGCGAGGUCUCGUUCAGUCGGUCCAGCGGUCCGGGCGGGCAAAAUGUGAACAAGGUCAACUCCAAAGCUACCCUGAAAGUCCCAUUGGAUGCGUUGCUGCCCUUGGUUCCCCGUCUGAUACACCAUCCACUACGCGCUUCCCGAUAUGCCGCCGAAAGAACCCAGUGUCUAAUCAUCCAGUCGGAUGAGGAGCGGAAACAGUCUAACAAUGUGGAAUCCUGUUUUGAUAAGCUCUAUCAACUAUUGCAGAGCUCGGCCAAGGAAGUGAUCCCCGGGGAAACAUCCCAAGCGCAAAGAAAUCGUGUCCAAAAAUUACAAAGGGCUCAAAAUGAAGGCCGGAUCAAAGACAAGAAAAAACACAGCGACAAGAAAAGUAGUCGCCGGGGAAGCAAAUACGAUGACUGA
Penicillium mononematosum is the source of this 537-nucleotide messenger RNA. RefSeq names its product peptidyl-tRNA hydrolase domain protein. Gene Ontology annotation, biological process: mitochondrial translational termination. Bases 1 to 537 code for a protein of 178 amino acids. The record is from RefSeq and is a predicted model, not a curated record. The transcript has 3 exons. NCBI's taxonomy places the organism in Eukaryota, Fungi, Ascomycota, Eurotiomycetes, Eurotiales, Aspergillaceae. Gene Ontology annotation, cellular component: mitochondrial large ribosomal subunit. Gene Ontology annotation, molecular function: translation release factor activity.